UUCUAUGAUAUGCAAAGCGUUGAUACUGACAGAAACACGGUCGCAAAUUGCAUCGCUUUCUUGACAAAAGAAAGAGCUGAAAUUUGAUGUUUUCGAUACUGUAAGUAGGGUGUUGUAUCUGCUAAGCUUUUCACCGCGUCCAUUCUGCAAAAUAUGGUCAAAUUUCAAUGAAAAUCGGACGAAGUUCUUCGCUCUAAUUAUGUUGGGCCAAAUAUUGGCUGCAUACAAUCAAACCAACAGCACAUGCGCAGAAGACACACCCUAAAACAACGACGAACGGGCGCUCAGAGCGACUGACUGCUUGCCAUCUUCAACGAGCCUCGCAAAGUUUUUACUCAAAACUACAACGGGGGCGUUCUCCGUUUUUGCUGCUCGCACUUUUAGUGCGAUGGGGUGUUUUGGACCAGGGCAGACAGAGCAACAGAAAGAAGAGCGUAAGCAACAAAAACACAACAACAAGGAAAUCGAGAGACAGUUGAAAAAAGAUAAACUAGCAUUUCGAGCUACACAUCGCCUCCUUUUGCUUGGGGCCGGAGAAUCGGGCAAGAGUACAAUCGUUAAACAGAUGCGAAUUCUUCACGUCAAUGGCUUCGACGAAAUGGAAAAAAAGCAAAAAGUUGAGGAUAUCAAACGAAAUAUUCGCGAUGCAAUAUUGACGAUUACAGGGGCUAUGAGCACUCUAACACCGCCUGUUAAGAUAGGGGAUCCCGAGAAUCAGAGUCGUGUAGACUACAUACACGAAGUGGCCACAGCACCCGAUUUUGAUUACCCACCGGAUUUUUUCGAUGGGGCAAUGGUACUGUGGAAGGAUAGCGGAGUUCAAGAGUGCUUCGAACGGUCCAAUGAAUAUCAACUCAUAGAUUGUGCUCAAUAUUUUUUAGACAGGAUAGAUUUAGUUCGACAACCAUCGUACAUGCCAUCGGAUCAGGAUUUGCUAAGAUGUCGUGUCCUAACGUCCGGUAUUGUCGAAACGAAAUUUCAAGUUGAUAAAGUUAAUUUCCAUAUGUUUGAUGUAGGAGGUCAAAGGGACGAAAGAAGGAAAUGGAUUCAGUGUUUUAAUGAUGUCACUGCGAUUAUUUAUGUGGUGGCAUGCAGUAGCUACAACCUGGUCCUGAGAGAGGAUCCCAGUCAGAAUCGAUUACGAGAAUCGUUGGAUUUAUUCAAAAGUAUUUGGAACAAUAGAUGGUUAAAGACGAUUUCAGUAAUAUUAUUUUUAAACAAGCAAGACCUUCUACGUGAUAAAGUUCGAGCAGGCAAAUCAAAAAUCGAAGAUUAUUUUCCCGAUUUCGCGAGAUACAGAACACCACCUGACGAAAUAACGAAUCGUCUUUCAGCAACGGCCGAACCAGAUGACGACGAACAAGUAACUCGAGCGAAAUAUUUUAUCCGAGACGAAUUUCUACGGAUCAGUACGGCGAACGGUGAUGGUAAACAUUAUUGUUAUCCACAUUUUACAUGCGCUGUUGACACGGAAAACAUCAGACGAGUAUUUAAUGAUUGUCGUGAUAUCAUACAGCGAAUGCAUCUUCGCCAAUAUGAACUGCUCUGACUUGGGUGCACCAUAGGAGAUUUAGGACACGAUGGCCUUGCCAGCAACUGAACUCUAAAUUUGAACUGGAUGCCGAGGUCAUGAGGUGGACUAAAUCUUCGUGUAGUUUGGAUCCCGUGUGAAUAAGUAAAUAUAAUUAUUAGAUUUAUAUAUGAACGCCCGACGUGGAGCUACGAGUGUUAAUUUGCUGACGACGAGCGCGAUUCAAUGGAUGUGAAAUUUUAUCUCGUCGUACGCGUCGGGGCAGAAAAUCGAACAGACCUCCUCUCUCCCCACCCGUCCGUCCGUUGUUGAAUAAUGUAAUUGGAUAGUCAAUAUGCGCAUGCGCUUUGUACAAAGUCUUCUGACCGCUUCUGCGGCGGUCAACAAUUCGUUUGAGUAAAACUGAUAAAUCAGUUAAAAUAGUACGGUCUGUUUACGGAAGUGCAAGAACCGUAAUACACAAAGGUCCUCCCUUCUCCCUCUUUCUCUUUUAGUACUUUGAUAUCAAUCAAUAAUACUUUAGCCAAUGUUGAUUUAAUUUAAGAAUUGAUUUGAAUAAUCCGACAUUUGUACAUCGUCAAGUUCUAAUUGGCUAUUCGAGUGAAUCUUAUCACGUGGUUAAAUAUCAUCUGCGACGUUUAUAGAUGCUCUCUGGGUCAUUUUCAAAUUGGUUUAUAGGGAAGGUUUGAUUUUGUUGCCGUUAUACAAGGCAUACUAAAAACGACAACUCGAGUUAUUGCAAGUUCAACUUUUAGGAAAUGAGAAGCAGUCGGAUAAUAUCUUUGUAUGUUUUAUUUUGGUCGGCAAAUUGGUCUUGAAUAUUCGAUAAUUGUAGAUGUCUAGUGAUUGUCCUUUUUGCCGACUCCAUGUUUCUCAUCAUCCAGAAGGUGAAAGCUUGACUUGAUCAAUUUUUCUCUUCUUUGCCGCAUGUUACUGGGGUAGAUGGGGUUAUACACGUCUAGCUUACUCAAGUCAGUUUACGAUGUAGGGGGAGGGAUAAACUUGUUUUCAUAAAGACUGCGGUUCUUGCACUUCCUUAGAUCAUUGUCCUAAAUCAAAGGAAAUUUCCUAUAAUUCCAAGAUGCUGGUUCAUCUCAAAUAAGUCCACGAACUUAGUUGGUGUCCUGGCACACACGCAUGUAGAGAGACUUUAUGCGAGAGAAACUUUAGCGCGACGAAAAUAUGGAGAGAGCAGUUGGACUACUGUUAAGGUAGCAUAAUAGGCUUUAAUGAAUGAUACACCGUUGACCAAUUUGUAAAUUCUCCUUACUGCUCACCAGGUGUAAUAGUGUAAGUGUAUCAUAGUGAAAGGAUAAUGUGAAUUCUGUAUUCGAUCGAACGUAGCUAAAAUUCGCUUUAAGUAAGUAAAUUCUAGUAAAAGUAUCAAUAGCAAA
Xenia sp. Carnegie-2017 is the source of this 2925-nucleotide messenger RNA. RefSeq names its product guanine nucleotide-binding protein G(s) subunit alpha-like. NCBI's taxonomy places the organism in Eukaryota, Metazoa, Cnidaria, Anthozoa, Malacalcyonacea, Xeniidae. Gene Ontology annotation, biological process: adenylate cyclase-modulating G protein-coupled receptor signaling pathway. Gene Ontology annotation, molecular function: G-protein beta/gamma-subunit complex binding; GTP binding; GTPase activity. The record is from RefSeq and is a predicted model, not a curated record. Gene Ontology annotation, cellular component: heterotrimeric G-protein complex. Bases 389 to 1549 code for a protein of 386 amino acids. The transcript has 13 exons.